UGAAUUGCCUCAAUCCAAUAGUUAUCAUAGCUGGCUGCCCUCUUUUACUGAUCUCCCUCUUGCUUUCUCUCUGUCUUUUCCCAUUUCUUACCUGUGAGAGUUUCAGCUCUUUUUGGAGUUUUUUUUCAGUAGAAAUAAGUAGACUUUUGUGGACAGCUGGAGGCUACCACCCACGGAACAGCUUUGCAUGUGUGCGGUCUCUACCUGAUCAUUGUCACUGGUGCUGCUGAUCUGUUGGAUCCUCUGGUUUGAGUGCUGCCUGCUCUAGCUGUGCAGUGAGUGAGUGAGGGAGCGCUGAGGACUUGCUGCUCAGCGGGGGUUUAAUAGAACAAAAAAAAAGCAAGCAAUCACCAUGCUGCGAGAAGCUGUAGCAAAUAUUUUAAAAUUCCACAAUUAUCUUCAGUCGAGAACUGAUGCCAGAGUCAGAGACUACCCUCUGAUGCAGGGUCCCAUACAGAUGACCACCAUCCUGUUAGCCUAUAUUUUCUUCGCAGUGUACGCUGGGCCUCGCCUCAUGGCAAACCGCAAACCUUUCCGCCUUAACACAGCCAUGAUCAUUUACAACCUUAGCAUGGUUUUACUGAACGCCUACAUAGUCUAUGAGUUCAUGAUGUCUGGAUGGGCCACCACCUUUACAUGGAGAUGUGACCUAAUUGACCCCUCCAGCAGCCCUCAAGCUCUUAGGAUGAUUCGAGUGGGUUGGUUGUUUUAUUUUUCGAAGUUCAUUGAACUCCUUGACACAGUAUUCUUUGUGUUGAGGAAGAAACAAAACCAGAUCACAUUUCUCCAUGUGUUCCAUCACUCCUUCAUGCCCUGGACAUGGUGGUGGGGCAUCACCCUGACUCCUGCUGGAGGAAUGGGCUCCUUCCAUGCCAUGGUAAAUGCAACAGUCCACGUUAUUAUGUACUUCUACUAUGGACUUUCAGCAGCUGGACCUCGCUUCCAGAAAUACUUGUGGUGGAAGAAGUACAUGACUGCCAUCCAGCUUACACAGUUUGUUCUGGUCUCCAUUCACAUCAGCCAGUACUACUUCAUGGAGAAGUGUGACUACCAGUUCCCCUUGUGGAUCCACUUGAUCUGGAUUUAUGGUGUCUUCUUCUUCCUCCUCUUCUCUAACUUUUGGGUGCAGGCCUACAUAAAGGGCAAACGGCUUCCCCUCACAGACAACAAGCCAAAACUGAACGGCUCAACCAGUGAACCUGUCACUGUGGUGGCCAAUGGCAAACACGUGGAGAAUGGGAAUGUACACCACCACACAAACGGCAAAAUCUUCCUGGGCAAAGUAAAGGAAAUCUAACUUAGUGACUCUGGAAAUGAGAAGGAGCUGCUCUAUAAAGCCACCGUGAAUACAUCAUUCACAUCUAGUAGCAUAUUGGAGUGACACAGAUUCCAAUUUACUACUUCUAAACUUCAUAAUUUCUAGUCUAGUCUUUUUUUUUUAAAUGUAUGCACACUUCUUGGGAUAUGAAUGGCAUCUUGUGUUUUGCCGGUGAUCUCUACAUGUGACAUUUGUGUUUGUUAGUUGUGAAAACUAUUAACUGUGACACACCCUGUAUGAAGAUUGGUGCUCAUUUUGUCACUUAUAGUGUUCUUCAGCUCAAGUUUGAGCCACACUGGCUUGACCUACACUGAUGUUUGGCUGGCAUGACCCUUAUUGCUUGGGAGUAUCGCACAAUUUCCACCGAAGACUAGCACAUGUAAAUAACCGCUACAAAGUUUAUGCCAAAAACAAUGUUUUCACUGUAAAUGUCAAAUAUUUAGUUUUCCUUUAUUUCUUUUUAUUUAUCAUUUGAAAUAAAACAAAUUUUAGAUAAAGGUCUGUGUCAUUCGGAAAGCAGUUAUGGUGUGCACUUUGUAAGAAACAAACCACACCUCAGUUUUUCAAUUUUGAGAAUUGUGGUAAAGAAAUGUUGCACUGUAUAUUACAGUAUUGAUGAAUUUUGCAUUUUUUGCAUAAUUAGGUAGUGACAUAUACAUUGCUAUAUGUGUUCAUCCAUAUCAAUACAUUCUGAGUUUUGCAACACUGUGAGGUCUAUUCUCUCUAAAGGCUGUGCAUGAAGUUAAUAGAGUGCUUUCUAUUACAUUAGAAUUAAAUAAAAAGAAUGCUGUAGACAGGUGUUUCUGAAUAUCACUGCAGAAGUAUGCAUACAUGUUGACUGAUAAACAUACCAGUGCUUUCAUUGUUGUUGAUUACACACAUGCAUGAUGACAGUAGUUUUGAAGCCUAGCCUUUUGUGGAGAUUUCUGUUCCAAAAAACAACAGCAGAUGAUUUCAUUAAUAAAUUUAUCCUGUGGUUAAUGAUCAGCCCAUGAAAUCAGCUGCUGAGGUGAGAAACUGGAAUGACUGAGUCUCCCAUCAACCUGUAAAUUCCCUGCACUGAUGUUUACAAAAGAUUUAGUGAUAUUAUAGUGAUAUAAUAUCACUA
This is a messenger RNA of Toxotes jaculatrix (banded archerfish), 2426 nucleotides long. RefSeq names its product ELOVL fatty acid elongase 1a (gene elovl1a). Bases 353 to 1297 code for a protein of 314 amino acids. NCBI's taxonomy places the organism in Eukaryota, Metazoa, Chordata, Actinopteri, Toxotidae. Gene Ontology annotation, molecular function: fatty acid elongase activity. Gene Ontology annotation, cellular component: endoplasmic reticulum; endoplasmic reticulum membrane. Gene Ontology annotation, biological process: fatty acid elongation, polyunsaturated fatty acid; fatty acid elongation, saturated fatty acid; sphingolipid biosynthetic process. The record is from RefSeq and is a predicted model, not a curated record. The transcript has 8 exons.